CACCAAUAUAUGAGGGAGAUAAUCAAAAAACAGGAAAUGAUGUUGGUAUGAUUCAAUUAGAUGAUGUAGGAAUUGGUAUUGAAGGAAAAGAAGGAAAAUAGGCUGCAUUAGCUUCUGAUUUCUCAAUAAUCAAAUUUAAAUAUUUGAAUGUAUUCUUCCU
Molecule: messenger RNA, 160 nt
Organism: Paramecium sonneborni
Lineage: Eukaryota; Ciliophora; Oligohymenophorea; Peniculida; Parameciidae
Source: the annotation of a GenBank genome assembly